Molecule: messenger RNA, 1841 nt
Organism: Myotis myotis
Lineage: Eukaryota; Metazoa; Chordata; Mammalia; Chiroptera; Vespertilionidae
Gene: RAG2
Product: recombination activating 2
Exons: 3
Coding region: 217-1800 (527 amino acids)
Biological process (GO): V(D)J recombination
Cellular component (GO): nucleus; DNA recombinase complex
Molecular function (GO): sequence-specific DNA binding; protein binding
Source: RefSeq, a predicted model, not a curated record
CCUUCUGCCUGCCACGGCCAGAGUGGGCAGUCAGUGAAUCUUCCCCAAGUCCCGCUGACAUUUAAUACCUGGUUUAGCGGCAAAGACUCAGAGAGGGGUGAAGCGGCCCCUCUGGCAUUCAGUGCCUAGGACUUCGCUCUGCGAACAGGGAAGGUGCUUCUCAUUAAGGCUCCUGACAUCUCUCUACGAUAAAAGAACUAUCCACAAUCAGAAAAUAUGUCACUUCAGAUGGUUACAGUCAGUAAUAACAUAGCCUUAAUUCAACCAGGCUUCUCACUAAUGAAUUUUGAUGGACAAGUUUUCUUCUUCGGCCAAAAAGGCUGGCCCAAGAGGUCCUGCCCCACUGGAGUUUUUCAUUUUGAUGUAAAACAUAAUAAUCUCAAAUUGAAGCCUGCCGUUUUCUCUAAGGAUUCCUGCUACCUUCCUCCUCUUCGCUACCCAGCCACUUGCACAUUCAAAGGAGGCUUAGAGUCUGAAAGGCAACAAUACAUUAUCCACGGAGGGAAAACACCAAACAAUGAGCUUUCAGAUAAGAUGUAUGUUAUGUCUGUUGUGUGCAAGAACAACAAAAAAGUUACUUUUCGCUGCACUGAGAAAGACUUGGUAGGAGAUGUUCCUGAAGCCAGAUACGGUCAUUCCAUUGAUGUGGUAUAUAGUCGAGGGAAGAGCAUGGGUGUUGUCUUUGGAGGGCGGUCAUACAUACCUUCUGCCCAGAGAACCACAGAAAAAUGGAAUACUGUAGCAGACUGCCUGCCCCAUGUUUUCUUGGUGGAUUUUGAGUUUGGUUGCUCUACAUCAUACAUUCUUCCAGAACUUCAGGAUGGGCUAUCUUUCCAUGUCUCCAUUGCCAGAAAUGAUACCAUUUAUAUUUUAGGAGGACAUUCACUUGCCAAUAACAUCCGCCCUGCCAACCUAUACAGAAUAAGGGUUGAUCUCCCCCUGGGUAGCCCAGCUGUGAAUUGCACAGUUUUGCCGGGAGGAAUCUCUGUCUCUAGUGCAAUCCUGACUCAGACAAACAAUGAUGAAUUUGUUAUUGUGGGUGGCUAUCAGCUUGAAAAUCAAAAAAGAAUGGUCUGUAACAUCAUCUCCUUUGAAGACAACAAGAUAGAGAUUCGAGAGAUGGAGACCCCAGAUUGGACCCCAGAUAUUAAGCACAGCAAGAUAUGGUUUGGAAGCAACAUGGGCAAUGGAACUGUUUUCCUUGGCAUACCAGGAGACAAUAAACAAGCUGUUUCAGAAACAUACUAUUUCUACAUGUUGAAAUGUGCAGAAGAUGAUGUGAACGAAGAUCAGAAAACAUUCACCAAUAGUCAGACAUCAACAGAAGACCCAGGGGACUCCACGCCCUUCGAAGACUCAGAAGAAUUUUGUUUCAGUGCAGAAGCAAAUAGUUUCAAUGGUGAUGAUGAAUUUGACACCUAUAAUGAAGAUGAUGAGGAAGAUGAGUCUGUAACUGGCUACUGGAUUACAUGUUGCUCUACUUGUGAUGUGGAUAUCAACACUUGGGUACCAUUUUAUUCAACUGAGCUAAACAAGCCUGCCAUGAUCUAUUGCUCUCAUGGAGAUGGGCACUGGGUCCAUGCCCAGUGCAUGGAUCUGGCGGAACGCACACUCAUCCAGCUGUCGGAAGGAAGCAACAAGUAUUACUGCAAUGAGCAUGUGAAGAUAGCAAGAGCAUUGCAAACCCCAAAACAAGUUCCCCCCUUAAAAAGGCCUCCACUGAAAUCCCUUCACAAAAAGGGUUCUGGGAAAAUUCUUACUCCUGCCAAGAAAUCCUUUCUUAGAAGGUUGUUUGAUUAGUUUUACAAAAACCUUCCAGAUUCAAGUACAUCGAGUUUUUA